UUAGAACCAACCUAUAGGUCUAACAACUUCGCAACGACCUGUCCGCAGUUUGCAUAGAAAUUCCCAGUGCUCUACCAAACCUCUGAGCUCUACUCAUCUCUACUCGACUGGCGAUUUCUUAAGCUCCCCAGUUACACUCGCCUGAUAACGACAUUAAUAUCAUAUCGAGUCAUCAUGAUUAUAAAUACCGCCAUCCUCCGGGCUAUGUUGGCAUCGACCUGUUUAAUUUCUAUCGGCCUAUGCGAAGCUAGAGAUUACCAAGUUGCGCGGUUGCGAAACGUACAAAAUGACGAUUUCGCACGCGUUUCAGAACUCGAGGCGCUGAAAGAUACCCUCCACGAGAUUCAGGACGUUAUCCCUUUUAAUGAAAGAUUCACCAGUACAGGGAAACGAGAUCCCAAGAGGAAACCCAAGAGCAGCAACGGCAAUAAGAAUGGGACAGAUCAGGAUGACGAUGACUCGGGAGUGGGAAAGGUGGACAUAUCAAUGCCCUUGUCCAUCGGUGCGGGCCUAGUUAUCGUGACGAUGCUUCUUCAAUAUUAAAUUGCAGAUAAUCGAGCUGGGAUGGGAAUAAUCAAUUCGGACC
Molecule: messenger RNA, 586 nt
Organism: Annulohypoxylon truncatum
Lineage: Eukaryota; Fungi; Ascomycota; Sordariomycetes; Xylariales; Hypoxylaceae
Exons: 2
Coding region: 175-543 (122 amino acids)
Source: RefSeq, a predicted model, not a curated record